AAUCGACCCUCUCUUAAUUGUUAAUCGUCGUUUUUACUUGGAGUAAUGUUGUCAUCGCAAAUUCUGAAUGUCUUUAAAGUAUUUUAUUCAUUUUUUUCCAAUUUUUGCAUAAUUAUUUCAUGGGCAAUAUGCAACACUCAUACACAUAAAAGCCAAAUAUUUUUUUACGUUUUGUGAAUGAACCUUAUACCCCAUGUUUAGCAGAUCGUACUGUAAUUAGUACAAUAUAUUCCCUAUGUAGUCUAUUUUGAUGCUUAACCUUUUUAUCCACAUCCCAACGACUCCACCUACUGAUCAGUCGGCUGCCUGACGGUUUCUUAGCCAUGUCGUGUGGAUGGGUCUUGGAUUGAUUGUGUCGCCUGUCUGCCUCUGCAGCUGAGAGUUUCGUCUCUGCAGCCGGGAAUGGGCUGAAGACACUGGUCCCGCUAUGAACCUGGACCGUGCCUUGAGUCCUGGCUCGGCGACAGGUGCGAUGACCGUGGUCUCCCCGGCUGUGGUCAAUCCAAUCCCAGCAGCUGGGUACGAUCUCGCUGCCAUCCGGCACCUUCAGGCGGAGGCGUCUGCGGGGCUCAGCGACAGUGCAGCCGCGGAGGGAGCAACUGUCAGCGGCCUCAGCAGCGCUGCAGAUGACGGGGACAGGAGCUCUGCACCUGCCGCCUUCGUUGAUGGCGUUCCUGUCACAGUGUCGGUGCAAAACGUUGACGGUCAGCAGAGGAUAGUCUGUGUGGCGACAGAUUCCAGUGGCAGCACUGUGUCAUACGUAGGGCAGCUCAACUCGGAGGCAAAUCUUGAACUCCAGGCACAGGUGCCUUCUCAGCCUCUUACAUCAGAGGAUGGCAUGACCCUCUUGUCCUCUGGAGGUCAGCUGGUUCCCAUCCACCCUUUAAUGUCAGCACUGCAGCCCCUGCACAAUAUCAUCCUUGACGAACAGCAAGAAGCAAAGGAUCCUGACACUGAGGAGCCAAAGUCCAAAAAGAGGAAAGGAGGCUGGCCAAAGGGAAAGAAGAGAAAACCCCCAAAGGAAUAUCCAGCCCCACGGGCACCGACCACGGGGUACGUGAUAUUUGUCAAUGAAAAGAAGGUUCAGCUGAAGAUGGAUCACCCUGACCUUCCCUUUACUGAGAUCACUAAAAUGCUGGGUGUCCAGUGGUCUCAGCUGUCCAUGGAGGAGAAGCAGAGAUACAACAAUGCUGCUGACAGAGACAAACAGCGGUACGUUAGAGAGCUGAAGGCCUAUCAGAACUCUGAAGCUUACAAGGCUUUUCUUAAAAGGAAAACCUUGAAUAAAGUGAAGGAUGUCUGUGGAAUUGAGUGCGUUGAUUCCGAGUUUGAAAAUGAAGUUUUUGCUCUGUCCCAACUGGAUGGGGACGAGAACGGUGACUUGUUCUGUAGGACCUGUAAUCAGUACUUCAGCUCUCUUCAUAACAAGAAGGAGCACCUCAUGGGGAAGCAGCACCUGCAGAACCUGACAGAGGAGUUUGAGAAGGAGACAUUGGGGUUCUGCAAAGAGCAGGAGGAGGAACUGGAGGGAGCUGAUGAUGAGUCUGAGGAAGAGGAGGAGGAAGAGACAGACCUAGCCCAUCUGUGUGGACUGACCUCCCAGCACAGCUUUACCUCAGUGGACAUCAGCUUGCUGGAGGAGUUUCUCAUCAAACAGAUGAAGCUAAGAGAGUUUGAACUAAGUGAAUUGAAGGCUACUUUGGACAGAGAGAUGGAAAAGCAUGAAAAUCUAAACAAGCACUUGCAAGAGUUGCAGAGGCAGAAAAUUAAUCUAGAGACUGAACUGGAGAAUCUUAAAGUCUGUGGAGGAACUUUGGAGUCACAGAUGGACAGCUUGAAAAUGGUUCCCUUGUUCCAAUUUCACAUUCAAGUGAUUGACAGGGGCAAUGGUGUUCUCCAAAGGCAAAGUCUGGGUGUUGAUCCAUUGAGGAAGUGAUUCAGGAGUAGAUACAAAGAAGAUGAGCACCACAACAAAUGUGAAUGAUGGAAAAUGAGAUAGAUGUAAUAGGUGGGCUCUACUGUAUGCACUGGAAAGAAGCACUGCAAGAUGUUGUGCACCUUAAAAUGGAGACUUCGGAAAUGAGGUGUCUUGCAGCUUUGGGUAUUUUUUUCUGAUGUGGUUCAGUUGAAAAUGUGUCCUUUUUGAUUUGUACAUUUUGUUUUUAUUUUGGAAGAGCUCUUUUUUUAAAUUGUCUGCUCAUACAGGAAAGUACUAGGAACAAGGCAUACAGUUUAAAAUGAGCAAUAUUUAUACUGUAGUUGUAUAGGAAGGAAAUAUGACUGUCUUUAUAUAGACCCACCUUUUCUGUGUCUGGUUGGAGACCUUGUAUUAUUGAGAUACAAUUUGCACUUCAGCAACAGAAUUUGCGCGUCUUUUAGCAUGGGAAGCACCAUUAGCUGGUGUAAUGGUAGCUGGUUUAAUCAGCUUUAUAUUGUAGCUCCUUAUGCACUAUUUAGACAUUGAAUGUCAAAUUCAAAAUUGUUUAAUACUUUACUGUAUAACUCUAAAUUAUUGUUUCUUGUGAUUGGUAUCUGGAAAAGAUGAUUCAAUGAAAUUAUUGUCGAUUUAUGCACUAUAGUAUGUGUUUUGUUUCUCCAAAGAACAGAAAAUAUUACAAAUGCUUUAUGCAUGUGGUACAAAAUAUCUACUGUAAACAUUACCUGAACAUAAUUACAAUUAAUAUGUGAUACUUUGAUACAAAAAUAAAAAACAAGGAACAAAUAUUGCAUUGAACAUU
This is a messenger RNA of Lepisosteus oculatus (spotted gar), 2738 nucleotides long. RefSeq names its product SWI/SNF-related matrix-associated actin-dependent regulator of chromatin subfamily E member 1-related-like. Gene Ontology annotation, biological process: regulation of gene expression. Lineage: Eukaryota; Metazoa; Chordata; Actinopteri; Semionotiformes; Lepisosteidae. Gene Ontology annotation, cellular component: nucleus. The record is from RefSeq and is a predicted model, not a curated record.